GGACAAAUCACGUGGUCUUUCUUUCAACCGUCCAUUCUACCGCUAACAAGGAACAACAAUGCCAGGUUAUGGAAAUUUUGGGGGAGGCGGUGGAGGAGGUGGUGGAGGAGGGAGAGGAGGUCGAAAUAGACCAUUCAAUGACCCAAAUGAUCCAGAAUCAGAACAGUACAGAAAAUUAUUUGUUGGUGGACUAAGUUAUGAGACAACAGAUGAUGGACUUAAAGAACAUUUUGAACAGUGGGGAGAAAUAGAGGAUCACAUUGUAAUGAAAGACCCUCAGACAAAGAGAUCAAGAGGUUUUGGCUUCAUCACAUACAAGAAAUCACACAUGCUAGAUGAUGCUCAGUCUAGCAGACCCCACAAAAUUGAUGGCCGUGAGGUGGAAACAAAAAGAGCUAUGCCAAGAGAGGAUUCAGGAAAACCAGAUGUUCAUGAGGCUGCAAAGAAGAUGUUUAUUGGUGGCAUGAAAGAUGGAACAUCAGAAGAUGAUAUACGGGAAGUUUUUGAAGAGUUUGGCAAAAUUGCCAAAGUUGAAAUGGUGACAGAUAAAGCUACAGGCAAACAGAAGAGCUUUUGCUUUGUAGAGUUUGAAGAUUAUGAUCCAGUUGACAAGUGUGUUUUGAAGAAAGAAUUUAUCCUUAAUGGCAAGAAGAUAGAAGUUAAGAAAGCUCACAAAAAAGAGGGAGAAGGCGGUGGUGGUGGUGGCAGAGGAGGUGGUAGAGGUGGAGGCAGGGGAGGAAGAGGCGGAGGACAAAGUAGCUAUGGCGGCUAUGGUGGUGGCAUGGGUCAAAGCUUUGGUGGUCAGGGUGGAGGCUAUGGUAAUCAAGGUGGGUAUGGAGACUUCAGCAGUGGUUAUGGUGGAGGAUAUGAUGAUGGUAGUGGUGGUUAUGGAGGUGGCUACAACCAAGGUGGUGGAUAUAACCAAGGUUAUGGUGACAGUGGAUAUAGCAGUGGUUAUGGAGGUGGACAAGGAGAUUGGAACCAACAGUUUGGACAAGGUUAUGGUGGUAAUUCUGGAGGUGGACCAAUGAGAGGAGGACAGUAUGGAGGCAGUCAGAGAGGAGGAGGGGGAACACCUUAUCAGAGUUAUGGAAGAGGGGGAGGAGGCGGUGGAUACAAUCGAUAAGUUUUCAUCUUCAUUUCAUUAUUUCAGGCAGGUAUAUAGGCAGCAGACAUCAAUAGGACACAUGUUAAGCAUCCUUUUGUUAAGGAGGUCCUAGGUUGCAGAAAAAUCAACAUAAACAUUCCAGUUAAGUCAUUAAGGGAAGGAAUAGGAUGCCGCACAGAACUGCUUUACUACCCCUUAAGUAGAUAAGGGAAAGAACUACACCGAACUGCUUUGUAUUCGAUCCAGUUUAACUAUUAAGGGAAGGAAGCUAGAUGGAAUUGUUUUACCACCCGUAAGAUGUUAGGGGAUAACAGAACUGGCUAACUACCCCUUAACUAGUUAAGAGAAGGAACUCAAUAGAAGUGCUAAGUAUUUUAUCCAAAUAAGGGACAACAGAACGAAAUAACAUCCAUUUAACUAAAUGGUUAAGUGAAGGAACUCCAGCAGAUGGCUUAAGUAAACAAAUUAAGCAGUUAAGGGAAGCAUUUCCAACUGAAUAAAAUACUUCACUUUGAAUAAGUGGUAAAAUGACGGAUCAAACUGCUUUAGAAGUAGUUUAGGGAUAGUAUUACAGUUCAACAGAAGUUUAUUUUCCAUAUAGGUAAGGCAAGGAAAAAUGAAUUAAGUUAUCUAUUCCUCAACUGAUUAUAUCAUAUUAGGUGUUAAGGAAAGCUGUUGAAUCUCAAGCUGAUUUUUUUCAUACAUUGUUUCAUAGGUUGAUGCUUUAAGAUUUCCUAGUGAAAUAAUUUCUCAUUUAACAUUAGUUUUGAAAUAUACCUGUCUGAAAUUGAAUAUACCCAUGAAUUUGGUUGUUGUUAAUUAUUAUGUCCAUCAUGAUGUUAUAAAAUUGAAAAUAUUGUGUUUUUUUAUAGAAAUGUCAUUCAUCUGUAUAUAUAACUCACUGUCACCAGUAAAACUGUCAAAUAAAAAUAUAGAAUAUACCA
Molecule: messenger RNA, 2052 nt
Organism: Mytilus californianus (California mussel)
Lineage: Eukaryota; Metazoa; Mollusca; Bivalvia; Mytilida; Mytilidae
Product: heterogeneous nuclear ribonucleoprotein 87F-like
Exons: 9
Coding region: 59-1126 (355 amino acids)
Molecular function (GO): RNA binding
Source: RefSeq, a predicted model, not a curated record